AUGAUCUUGAAAACCUCUCUUGUCGCCUCUCUCUCUGCCCUCGCCGCCGUCACCACGGCGCGUGACAUCCCCUCCAACGUCAAGAGCUUCUACGACAGCAUUCGCAGUCAACGACAAUGUCGUAACGUUCUAGCCGGUGGUUUUCACAGCAUCCAAGGCGACUCAGGAAACUUCGACUACUGCGGCGACCACAUCAACGACUACAACGUCAUCUACUUGCAAGGCAAAAACGGACAGCUCGUCAACAUGGACAUUGACUGCGACGGCAUCCAGCACGGCCCAGCAGACGACGGCCGCUGCGGCUCCUCCGGCGACACCCAGUCCAUCACGUCCUUUGCCGAUACAGUCCGCGGCUACGGCACCGGCCAGCGCGACCUAGAUGCCAAUGCGCACCCGUACGUUGUCUUCGGCAACUCAGGCAGCAGGCCUGGCUAUCCGAACUUUGACCCGCAGCGUCAUGGUGUUGAGCCGUUGAGCGUAAUGGCUGUCGUUUGCAACAAUAAACUUAUCUACGGCGUUUGGGGCGAUGAGAAUGGUGACGAUGGCCCUGAAGCUAUGGUUGGUGAGGCGUCCAUCUCGCUUGCUACGGCUUGCUUUGGCCGUGGUGUCAAUGGCAAUGCGGGCCAUGAUGGUAAUGACGUUUUGUAUAUUGCUUUCCCGGGUAGGGAUGCUGUUCCUGGAGCGCGUGGUGCGAAGUGGAAUGCCCAAAAUUGCAAUGAUUUUGAGAAUAGCAUCACCGCUUUGGGUGAUCGGUUGAUUCAGAGGAUUGGUGGUGGUGGUGGUACUCCUCCUCCUUCUGGGAACUGUUCUUGGAAGGGGCAUUGCGAAGGCGCCCCCUGUGGCUCUGAUAACGAUUGUUCCGACGACUUGACCUGCCAGUCUGGAAAAUGCGGCAACGGAGGUGGCUCGACUCCUCCUCCUCCUCCUUGCAGCUGGGAGGGCCAUUGCCAGGGCGCAUCUUGUCGUGAUGAGAACGACUGCGCCGAUUCUCUGGUCUGCCGAAGUGGUCGAUGUGCGCAGUAA
Messenger RNA from Pochonia chlamydosporia 170, 1023 nucleotides. RefSeq names its product chitosanase. Bases 1 to 1023 code for a protein of 340 amino acids. The record is from RefSeq and is a predicted model, not a curated record. Lineage: Eukaryota; Fungi; Ascomycota; Sordariomycetes; Hypocreales; Clavicipitaceae. The transcript is spliced from 5 exons. Gene Ontology annotation, molecular function: chitosanase activity.